Nannospalax galili (Upper Galilee mountains blind mole rat) is the source of this 7963-nucleotide messenger RNA. It is a transcript of the gene Med12l, whose product is annotated as mediator complex subunit 12L. Gene Ontology annotation, molecular function: beta-catenin binding; transcription coactivator activity. Gene Ontology annotation, biological process: regulation of transcription by RNA polymerase II. Gene Ontology annotation, cellular component: mediator complex. The transcript has 47 exons. Bases 348 to 6911 code for a protein of 2187 amino acids. Lineage: Eukaryota; Metazoa; Chordata; Mammalia; Rodentia; Spalacidae. The record is from RefSeq and is a predicted model, not a curated record.
CGCCGUCCGCCAACUCGGAAGCUCGCGCUCCCGGGCCGUGGGGGCGAGAUCGCCGCCCCCGGGCAGCGGCAAACUUCCCGGCGUCCCCCGGUCAGGCGAGACAGACGCCUCGCGAUUUCCCACCCAGUUCCCCUUCCCACAUCGACCGAUGGAGGCUGCGGCCGCCAGAGCGUCCCCGCCGCCCGCCCAUGCCUAGCCGCGAGCUGGGGACCAACAGCGCCACGGCGAGCGAGCGAGCGAGCGAGGACGGGAGAGGGAGUCUGUCUGCAAAGUGCUGCUCCCUGGUGCUCAGAGGCGGCUGCUCCAGCUCCAACUCUCAUUCAUUUCGCCGGCUAACAUGAGAGAUCAUGGCCGCCUUCGGGCUUCUCAGCUAUGAGCAGAGACCGCUGAAGCGCCCCCGGCUCGGGCCGCCAGACGUCUACCCGCAGGACCCCAAGCAGAAGGAGGAUGAACUUACUGCUGUGAAUGUAAAGCAAGGCUUCAACAAUCAGCCAGCCUUCAGUGGAGAUGAACAUGGCUCAGCCAGAAAUAUUGUAAUCAACCCAUCAAAGAUUGGAGCUUAUUUUAGCAGCAUAUUAGCUGAGAAACUAAAGCUUAACACUUUCCAGGACACUGGAAAGAAGAAACCCCAAGUUAAUGCUAAAGAUAAUUAUUGGCUGGUCACUCCUCGAUCUCAGAGUGCGAUUCAUAGUUGGUUCUCUGACUUAGCAGGAAAUAAACCACUUGCUAUUUUGGCAAAAAAGGAGCUGCCUCUGGCCAAGUCAGGUAUUCCUCAGGUCCCCAUCCUUAGCAAAAAAGAGGAUGUUUUUGCAUAUUUAGCUAAAUAUUCUGUGCCAAUGGUUCGAGCAACAUGGCUGAUCAAGAUGACUUGUGCCUACUAUUCUGCUAUUUCUGAAGCUAAAAUUAAGAAGCGCCAGGCUCCUGAUCCCAAUUUGGAAUGGACACAGAUAUCUACCAGAUACCUUAGAGAGCAGUUGAUCAAAAUUUCUGACUUUUACCACAUGGCCUCCAGUGCAGGCGAUGGUCCUGUCCCUGUGCCACCAGAGGUGGAGCAAGCCAUGGAGCAGUGGCAGUACACCGAGAAGCUGGCAUUUCACAUGUUCCAGGAAGGAAUGUUGGAAAAACAUGAAUAUUUGACAUGGAUCCUGGAUGUCUUAGAAAAGAUCAGACCAGUGGAUGAUGAUCUUCUUAAACUCUUGUUACCACUGAUGCUGCAGUAUUCAGAUGAGUUUGUUCAGUCGGCUUACCUGUCCCGUCGUCUUGCCUACUUUUGUGCCCGGCGUCUUGCGUUGCUGCUGAGCGAUAGCCCCAACCUCCUUGCUUCUCACUCGCCCCACAUGAUGAUUGGACCAAACAACGCGAGUAUUGGGACCCCCAGCCCUGGCCCCCCUGGCCCUGGCAUGAGUCCUGUGCAGCUGGCCUUCUCAGAUUACCUUUCUUGUGCACAGCAUGGCCCCCUGGUAUAUGGACUUAGUUGUAUGUUACAGACUGUCACUCUCUGUUGCCCAAGUGCCUUGGUGUGGAAUUAUUCCACAAAUGAAAAUAAGAGCAUAAACCCAGGCUCACCCCUGGAUCUGCUGCAGGUGGCCCCUUCCAGCCUUCCCAUGCCUGGUGGGAACACAGCUUUCAAUCAGCAGGUUCGGGCAAGGAUCUAUGAGGUGGAACAGCAGAUUAAACAAAGAGGCCGUGCAGUAGAAGUUCGGUGGUCUUUUGACAAGUGCCAAGAGUCUACAGCAGGAGUGACUAUUAGUCGGGUUUUGCACACACUGGAAGUCUUGGACCGUCAUUGUUUUGACCGAACUGAUUCCAGCAAUUCAAUGGAGACACUUUAUCAUAAAAUUUUCUGGGCAAACCAAAACAAAGAUAACCAAGAGGUUGCUCCUAAUGAUGAAGCCGUUGUGACACUGUUGUGUGAAUGGGCUGUUAGCUGCAAAAGGUCUGGCAAGCACAGAGCAAUGGCCGUGGCCAAACUCUUGGAGAAAAGGCAAGCGGAAAUUGAGGCAGAGCGGUGUGGUGAAUCAGAAGUCCUAGAUGAGAAGGAGUCUAUUUCUUCGGCCUCUCUAGCUGGAUCUAGUUUGCCUGUUUUUCAGAAUGUUCUGCUAAGGUUUUUAGAUACACAGGCUCCCUCACUGUCGGACCCAAAUAGUGAAUGUGAAAAGGUGGAAUUUGUGAACCUGGUGCUGCUCUUCUGUGAGUUCAUUCGCCAUGACGUCUUCUCCCAUGAUGCAUACAUGUGCACCCUCAUCUCUCGAGGAGACUUGUCAGUCACUGCCUCUUCUGGGUUGCGGUCCCCAGCAGGGGAGAAUGCUGACGAACACUAUUCAAAGGACCAUGAUAUGAAAAUGGAGGAACAGAACAUUAUGGCGCAUAUGGGCCUUGGCUCAGGAACCGCUCACAUUUUUGAUGAAGUAGACAAGAAUGACUUUAAAAGUGACUUUGGUUCGGAGUUUCCAAUUUUUUCUCCCAUGCCUGGAGAACCAUGUGAGAAUGCCAACCCUUCUUUGAGCAGAAGAAUGUCAGUUAAUGGUGAGAAACUGGUGAAGAGGGAAAAAACCAGGGAAUUAAUUUUCCCAUCCAAUUAUGACCUCCUCCGUCACCUGCAGUAUGCAACCCAUUUUCCUAUACCUCUGGAUGAAUCUUCAAGUCAUGAAUGUAACCAACGCACAAUCCUUCUCUAUGGAGUCGGAAAAGAGCGUGACGAAGCCAGGCACCAGCUGAAGAAGAUUACCAAAGAUAUCCUGAAAAUCCUGAACAAGAAGGGCACCACAGAAUCAGGGGUUGGAGAUGAAGGACAAAAGGUCAGGAAGAGCAAGCAAGAAGCGUUUCCCACACUGGAGACCGUGUUCACGAAGCUUCAGCUCCUCUCCUACUUUGAUCAGCAUCAAGUGACUUCUCAGAUCUCUAACAAUGUACUGGAGCAGAUCACAAGCUUUGCUUCGGGAACGUCCUAUCAUCUCCCUUUGGCUCACCAUAUUCAGCUCAUCUUUGAUCUCAUGGAGCCAGCACUGAACAUCAAUGGACUAAUUGACUUUGCAAUACAGUUACUGAAUGAACUCAGUGUGGUGGAAGCAGAACUGCUCCUGAAGUCCUCUAGCCUGGCAGGAAGUUAUACCACAGGCCUGUGUGUCUGCAUCGUGGCCGUUCUCCGGAGGUAUCAUAGUUGUCUGAUCCUGAAUCCUGAUCAGACCGCCCAGGUGUUCGAAGGGUUGUGUGGUGUGGUGAAGCAUGUUGUCAACCCUUCGGAAUGUUCUUCCCCUGAAAGAUGCAUCCUAGCCUACCUCUAUGAUCUCUAUGUCUCAUGUAGCCACCUCAGAAGCAAAUUUGGAGACCUCUUCAGUAGUGCCUGUUCAAAAGUAAAGCAGACCAUAUAUAAUAACGUAAUGCCUGCGAAUUCCAACUUACGCUGGGAUCCAGACUUCAUGAUGGAUUUUAUUGAGAAUCCCUCAGCCCGAAGCAUCAACUACUCCAUGCUGGGCAAGAUCCUUAGUGACAAUGCUGCCAAUCGGUACAGUUUCGUCUGCAACACGCUCAUGAAUGUGUGCAUGGGCCACCAGGAUGCAGGCCGGAUAAACGACAUAGCCAAUUUCUCCUCAGAGCUCACUGCUUGCUGUACAGUUCUCAGCUCGGAGUGGCUGGGGGUUCUGAAGGCUCUGUGUUGUUCUUCAAAUCAUGUGUGGGGAUUUAAUGAUGUACUGUGCACUGUAGAUGUGAGCGACCUUUCAUUCCAUGAUUCAUUAGCUACUUUCAUUGCUAUUCUGAUCGCAAGGCAGUGCUUCUCCCUGGAGGACGUGGUGCAGCACGUUGCACUUCCCUCUCUCCUAGCGGCAGCUUGUGGAGAUGCAGAUGCAGAACCUGGGGCAAGAAUGACCUGCCGCCUCCUGCUUCACCUCUUCCGAGCUCCCCAGGCCUGCUUCUUCCCUCAGGCGACUGGUAAACCUUUCCCCGGAAUAAGAUCAUCUUGUGAUAGACACCUCUUAGCUGCCGCUCACAACAGCAUUGAAGUGGGAGCUGUUUUUGCUGUCUUAAAAGCGAUUAUGAUGCUUGGAGAUGCCAAAAUUGGCAGUAACAGUGUCAGCUCUCUAAAGAAUGAUGAGUUUGCUGUGAGGGGUUUACGGCGUGACGGGAUUGCCGAGGAUAUCUGGACCACCUCGCAGAAUUCAAAAUCCUGUGGGAAAAGCAUUUCCAUAGAAACUGCCAAUUUAAGGGAAUACGCUAGAUAUGUACUGAGGACUAUCUGCCAACAGGAAUGGGUAGGAGAACAUUGCUUAAAAGAACCCGAAAGAUUAUGUACAGACAAAGAACUUAUAUUGGACCCUGUGCUUUCAAAUAUGCAAGCACAGAAGUUACUGCAGCUUAUCUGUUACCCUCAUGGCAUUAAAGAGUGUGCAGAGGGCGACAACCUGCAAAGACAACACAUUAAGCGCAUUCUUCAGAAUCUUGAGCAGUGGACGUUGAGACAGUCCUGGCUAGAGCUUCAGUUAAUGAUCAAACAGUGCUUGAAGGACCCUGGCUCUGGCUCUGUGGCUGAAAUGAACAACUUACUGGACAACAUUGCAAAGGCAACGAUAGAGGUGUUCCAGCAGUCUGCAGACCUGAACAGUAACUCCUCCAAUUCUGGCAUGAGCCUCUUCAGCCCAAAUGGUAUCGGAAGUGCUGAUGCAGGUAGCACAAGACAGAAUGGGAUAAAGACACUUUUAAGUUCCUCUGAACGCAGGGGAGUGUGGCUGGUGGCCCCCCUCAUCGCCAGGCUGCCAACCUCCGUGCAGGGAAGAGUGUUAAAAGCUGCUGGGGAAGAGCUGGAGAAGGGACAGCAUUUGGGGUCUUCUUCAAAAAAGGAGAGAGACAGGCAGAAACAGAAAAGUAUGUCUCUUUUGAGUCAGCAACCUUUCCUCUCCUUGGUCCUUACCUGCCUUAAGGGGCAAGAUGAACAACGGGAAGGCCUCCUAACAUCUCUGCAGAAUCAAGUUAAUCAGAUUUUAAGUAACUGGAGGGAAGAAAGAUACCAAGAUGAUGCUAAGGCACGGCAGAUGAUGUAUGAGGCUCUGCAGCUCCGCCUAAAUCUGGUGGGAGGAAUGUUUGACACGGUACAGAGGAGCACCCAGGGGACCACAGACUGGGCCCUCCUACUCCUCCAGAUAAUUACUUCAGGAACUGUUGAUAUGCACACUAACAAUGAAUUAUUCACAACAGUCCUUGACAUGCUGGGUGUUUUAAUCAAUGGGACAUUGGCCUCUGACCUAUCAAAUGCACCCCCAGGGGGCUCUGAAGAGAACAAACGUGCAUACAUGAACUUAGUGAAGAAACUGAAAAAAGAACUGGGAGACAAGCAGUCAGAAAGCAUUGACAAAGUUCGACAGCUGCUGCCUUUGCCAAAGCAGACAUGUGAUGUCAUCACUUGUGAACCUAUGGGUUCUUUGAUUGACACGAAGGGAAAUAAAAUAGCUGGAUUUGACUCCAUAGAUAAAAAACAGGCAAGAGGUCUUCAGGUGUCCACAAAGCAGAAGGUGUCCCCGUGGGACUUGUUUGAGGGUCAGAAGAACCCAGCUCCUCUGUCCUGGGCCUGGUUUGGGACUGUCCGCGUGGACCGGAAGGUGAUCAAGUAUGAGGAACAGCAUCACCUCCUUCUGUACCACACACACCCCAUGCCCAAGCCCCGAAGUUACUACCUCGAGCCACUGCCCCUGCCUCCGGAGGAGGAAGAGGAAGAGCCCACAUCUCCAGUUUCUCAGGAACCAGAAAGGAAAUCAGCCGAGCUGUCGGAUCAGGGAAAAGUUGCUGCUGAUGAAGAGAGGAAGACCAAGGGAAGGAAGCGUAAGACGAAGUCAAGCUCACGAGUUGAUGACUACCAACAGAGCAACAUAUACCGAGUGCCUCCUAACUACUCACCCAUGUCCUCCCAGAUGAUGCACCAUCCACAGCCCGCCUUGUGGGGUUACAACCUUGUGAGCCAGCCCCAGCAGCCAGGCUUUUUCCUGCAGAACCAGUCUCUUAAUCCAGGUGGCUCCAGAUUGGACCCUGUGGGCUCCUUUGUCCCAACCAAUACCAAGCAAGCGCUGUCCAACAUGCUGCAGCGGCGCUCAGGUGCCAUGCUGCAGUCCCCCUCCCUCCACACCAUCACAUCCCAGCAGCAGCUGCUCCAGAUGAAACUCCUGCAGCAGCAGCAGCAGCAGCGGCUUCUCAGGCAGGCCCAGAGUCGACCUUUCCAACAGGGCCAGCCAGCAGAGCAGGCUGCUCUCUUUGCUGCACAAGCCCGGCCCUCCCCUCAGCUCCCCCAGUAUCCAGGACUGCAGCAAGCACAGACCAUGCCCCAGGGCUAUACAAUGUAUGGAACACAGAUGCCUUUGCAGCAGGCAACACAGCAGCAGGCCGGUGGUGUGGUUCUCUCCCCCAGCUACAACUCCAGGGCCUAUCCAACUGCACAUUCCAGCCCAGCGCUGAUGGAAAGACUCAGACAGAUCCAGCAGCAGCCGAGUGGCUAUGUGCAGCAGCAGGCCUCACCAUACCUGCAGCCCAUGGCUGGCUCUCAGAGACUGAACCACCAGGCUCUACAGCAGAGCCCUCUGGUGGGCGGGGGAAUUGAUGCUGUGCUGACUCCCACACAUCCCAACCUCCCCUCGGUGCCCCUGCCUCAGGACUCCAUGAGGCCCAGACAACCGCAAGUUCGACAGCAUCAGAGACUUCUCCAGAUGCAGCAGCCCCAGCCCCAGCCCCAGCAGUCCUCACAGCCCCAGAAUCAGGCCCUUGGUCUCCAAGCAAUGCAGCCCCAGCAGCCUUUGUUCCCCAGGCAAGGCUUGCAGCAGACCCAGCAGCAGCAGCAGACGGCCGCCCUGGUGCGGCAGCUCCAGAAGCAGCUUUCUAGUAACCAGCCACAACAAGGGGUGACACCCUAUGGGCAUCCUUCACACUUCUGAAUCUGGAAGAGAAGACAUGCACUUUUAUGUUUGCACUGAAAAAUAGAAAAUCUAAGUUAUUAGUAACCCUGAAAAGUGCCCCUUUGGUCUUUCAUUUCUUUUACGUUUCUCUGUAUUUUAUGCUACAUUUCAUGCAAAAGCAUUUAAGUAAGAAGUAAAGGAGAAGUCAUGGUUUGGUUUUAUCAUCUUCAACUUUAAAAGUAGGUUUAAAAUGUGGAUCAUGCCGACUACUCCAGAAAGUAUGGUAUCCAACCUUUUGAAAUUGGUGCUUUUUAAAAUCUCAUAUUUACAGGAAGAAUCAAUUCUGGUCGGUUUAAAUAUUUAUAUAUUCAUUUCAUGGUGGUUUUUUGAACCUGUGGUGGACCAAACUACUGAUUGGAAAGAUGCGGCAGGUCUUACAGGGGUGUGACCCGUUCGUUUUGCACUCACCCGUGAUGGUGAGGUGAAUGUUUAUUUAUGUCACUCUAUUUUGAAAUGUUGGUAAUUUCAUAAGCACUUUAUAAACUUUGCUCUUAAUUUAUGUGAGACUUUGCUUUGCUUUUGUUGUGGUCAAAAGGUGCUGAAAAAGAUUGUUGCUUAGUACUUAAACUUCUUCAAGGCUUCUGCAAGAGCCACCCUGAGGUGUGUGGAGACCACCUGGAAGUGGCUACACUCAGAUCUGCCUCCAGUGGAAAGACUAUUAACCAGAGUCUUCAUGAAGGUACAACUGUUACAGACUAGAAGAACCACGGUGGCGUCAUUCCAUAUAUUUACUGCCAGUUUUGGUUCAAAAAAGAAAAAAAUGACCAUCACUUUUGGUUCUUCAGAACCUCAUGCCAACUUGAGGAAAAAGCCUCCAGGCUGGCUUUAGCUUGCCGCAGUGCUCAGACUUGACUUGGUUUCCAGAGACUCUUACCCCACAGUUCAGAAGGCUCUGGUAUCCAUCAAAGGUGCACUUGCUGUUUAUUUUGUACGGUAAGUAUUUGCUAUUUUGAAUUUGAUUAUUAAUGUUGGUGUCAGUCUUGGUUGUGUAUUGCUUAUACUGUAUUUAUAAGUUGGUGCAGAAAGCACAA